AUGGUGCCUCAAACUCUUGCCGCAAUCGAGGUUCUAAGGACUUCUGUCGUGGCGGACAAGUAUGAUUGUCUUAAUGCAGUGAAAUUUGUUAGCGAAUGUUGGCUUCGGCGUCGCGGACAGGAAGCUGGCGAUCUGAUGCUUCUCACUGCCGCAGCUUAUUUGUUCCAGAACGCCCAGGCAUUUAAUGAAAUCACCAAAGCAUUGAUACUCAACCACGGUGGUCCCUACCUUGCUCUCUCAUGCAAUGAGGUUGAGUCUGCUAUGAACUGGAAAGUAUUCUAUGAUGAUUACCAAGUUAGAACUAUCUUACUUGGUAUUCGUGAGAUCUAUGGAGACCACAGGGGCGAGAAUAUUGGUCAAACAGUCGUUGACGUUAUUCGCGAAUUCCAGGCCGAAUCCGGACUCGGCGCGUUCGUUCUUGAUAACGCUAGCAAUAACGAUACAGCAGUUCGCUACAUCCUUAAUGAACUCGAAUUACACGAUAUACACGAAGAAGAGCGCUGUCGACUACGCUGUUUAGGUCAUAUCAUCAAUCUUGCUGCACAGGACUUCAUAUUUGGCCAAAAUUCAGAGAAAUGGCUACGAGAACAUGCUGCUAUUGAAGAUAGCGAAGAUAUCGAAGAUUUACAGCGCAGCUGGGUGUCUCAGGGCCUUAUUGGCCAUGUUCAAAACCUCAUUUCGUUGAUUCGAAGCAGCCCACAGCGCAGGCAGGCAUUUCGCAAGAUAACUGGCACAGAUCCUGAUCCAAACAAGCAGAAUUUGAUGCUUAUUCAGAAUAAUACAACUCGAUGGAACUCAACCUACCAUAUGCUUGUUCGCGUUCUAGAGCUCAAAAAUCAUAUACAAGUGUACGUCAACAGUUGUCAAGCAAAACGUGAUCUCAAGGGCAAAAUAGCAGAUGAAGCUAUUUAUAAGCUCCCUCAGCUCACAGAAGACGACUGGGCAAUGCUUCAAGAGCUCUGUGACGCUCUACAGCCGUUUGACGAAGCUACAAACUUUCUACAGAGCAAUAACAAAGGCGCCAAAUACGGCUUUCUAUGGGAGUGCCUCCCUGCAAUCGAAUGGCUCUUAACAACGCUCGAAACGCUCAAGGAGAAUAAGAGCGUUAGGGAUAGAGUUGGCCUGUCAGCAAAUAACGCGUGGAACAAGAUGAACAAAUACUACGAGAUAACUGAUCUCUCUCCUUAUUAUGUCGCUGCUAUCGUCCUCAACCCUGCUCACAAAUGGAGAUAUUUCGACAUACACUGGAAGCGAAACAAGCACUGGAUCCCUGAGGCGAAGAGGAAGAUGAAGGCGCUAUGGAGCGUGUACAAGAUACAGCAUGAGCAGGUAGUUGAGGAGGAGCAAUUACUGCCUUCUUCUGCUCAGUUAUCUCCUCAAAAAGGCUCAUUCAAGAGUUUUCUAGCCUCUGGCCAAGCAGCAAGCAACGAAAAUGAGGCUACUGAUGAAUAUAAGGCCUAUUGUCAGCUACCUGCGCUGAAAUCAACGCCUAAGGAUCUCAUCGCUUGGUGGAGAGAGCAAGAGGCCUCAUUUCCUCUUUUGGCUACCCUUGCGUACACUAUUCUUGCUAUUCCUGCUAUGAGCGCCGAAUGCGAACGUGUAUUUAGCUCUGCAAAGUUACUUAUCACGCCAAAUCGCAAUCAUUUGAGUCCAGAUACUGUUGAAAUGUCCGAAUGCCUCCGAAAUUGGUACAACAACAAGGUUAUUUGA
Molecule: messenger RNA, 1710 nt
Organism: Endocarpon pusillum Z07020
Lineage: Eukaryota; Fungi; Ascomycota; Eurotiomycetes; Verrucariales; Verrucariaceae
Exons: 2
Coding region: 1-1710 (569 amino acids)
Molecular function (GO): protein dimerization activity
Source: RefSeq, a predicted model, not a curated record